UCCUGGGCGUAUUGUAUCAUGUCCUGGACUUCCUCAUCUAGUGCUUGUUUCUGGGUGUUUUCAUCUCAUCUGACUGCCUCCAAACCAAGAUUGCCCUUCUCAUUCCUUCCUAGUUCCCUGAUUGUCACUUUGAUCUGCUUCUUCACAAGUUAAUUGCUCAUUCCUGGUCUUUUUUGCCCAUCUUUUUGGGUUCUUUUGUUGCUUUUAUCUCAAAGAUUGAACAACCUGGGAUCAUCCGAAUUCCUCAUGAAAGACCCAGAUAUGGGUGUUCCCCAUUUGUUCAGAUGCCCAAUUAGCCUAGACUUGUUCACCGACCCGGUCACUCUGUGCACAGGCCAGACCUACGACCGGUCAAGCAUAGAGAAGUGGCUCGCUGCUGGUAACCUCACCUGCCCUGUCACAAUGCAGAGGCUCCACGACCCGUCCGUCGUCCCGAACCACACUCUCCGGCAUCUGAUAGAGCGGUGGCUCCGAUUGGGCCGCGAAGCUGGCCCCGAUCACUUCGAGACGAUCGAUCCUGACCGUUGCCUCAUCGCCUUGAGACAUGGCCUCGAGGCCCCUGAGUCCACCUUAGUUGACAAGGUUCACAUGGUCGGCAGAGUUCAGGUUUUGUCUGCGGAAUCUCCCUUGAAAUGUGCUGCUUUUCUCCGGUUGGGAUUCUUGCCGAUGCUGUUGGAGCUAAUUUUCGGGAACGAGGAUUCAAGAGCAUCUUCCACUCCGAGUCCUGAUCAGGUGCACUUUGUGGACCAAGCUCUAUCUUGUACAUUGCAACUGUUGGACUUCGGUGAGCUUCAGUGUCUCAAUAUGCUCAAAGAACAGUCAAAAUUGGCAUCAUUCCUAGCACUAUUCGAGCAUGGAACAGUCACCAUCAAGAUCAGUUUGUGCCGACUUCUCGAGACAAUGUCGUCAUCUUUCGAGACCAAAGAGCUCUUCACUACGCUUGGCCAUAGACUCCGACUGUUACGAGGAAUGAUCCUGCUCCUCCACCAAAAUCCUGAGGUCUCCGUGGUGGCAAUCAAGGCCGUAUCGUCUCUAUGUUCUCUGGAGUCAAUCCGAGAAAUCUUGCUGCGAGAAGGCCUGAUCGACGGUCUCCUCGCGUACAUCUCACGGGCCAAGACACAAGAGAGAGCACCAGCGGCACCAGCGGCACCAUCGGCAAUGCAACUGCUCGAGCAGCUUCUAGGAAUCGAGAAGGCGAAAAAGGCGAUCCUGGAUGACCCACAGGGCAUAACUAGUGCUCUGGUCGAGACGUUGUUCAGAGUAUCGGAUCAUGGAGGGAGCGAGAGCGCAGUGAACUCGCUCAUCCUCUUGUGCUGUGAUUCAUCAGAGGCAAGAGAAGCUGCGCUAAAAGCAGGAGUUCUGACUCAGUUGCUGCUGCUUCUACAGAGCCAAUGUGGUGAUACGACCAAGACGAAGGCCAGGAUGCUUCUCAAGCUGCUUAGAUCAUCUAAACCAUACAAUAUGCAAUGAGUAACUAAGCUAUUUAAUCUCUACUUUGUGUUUCUGACUAUCAAUUUGACUAACUAAUAUUCUUAAUUUUGC
Molecule: messenger RNA, 1542 nt
Organism: Rhodamnia argentea
Lineage: Eukaryota; Viridiplantae; Streptophyta; Magnoliopsida; Myrtales; Myrtaceae
Product: U-box domain-containing protein 26-like
Exons: 1
Coding region: 247-1470 (407 amino acids)
Biological process (GO): protein ubiquitination
Molecular function (GO): ubiquitin protein ligase activity
Source: RefSeq, a predicted model, not a curated record